Hemibagrus wyckioides is the source of this 1630-nucleotide messenger RNA. RefSeq names its product GTP-binding protein Rhes-like. The transcript has a single exon. NCBI's taxonomy places the organism in Eukaryota, Metazoa, Chordata, Actinopteri, Siluriformes, Bagridae. Gene Ontology annotation, molecular function: GTPase activity; GTP binding. Bases 202 to 828 code for a protein of 208 amino acids. The record is from RefSeq and is a predicted model, not a curated record.
CCGUGAGCUUUUACUACAAGCCAUAAAAAACAAAAAAUAAAGCGUGCAGAAGAGCUUGGAGAUAAGCUGCUGUGCCGAACGCCAAGGAUCUGAGAAAGCUGAAGGAGAAAAAGAGAGGAAAGAAAGAAAGAAAGCUGAAGGAGAAAAAGAGAGGAAAGAAAGAAAGAAAGCUGAAGCAGCAGCAGAUCCUCCUCAUACACCAUGUCUCUGGAGGUGAAGGAGAAGACUCAGGUGCGUCUGGUAUUCAUGGGAGCAGCCGGCGUAGGCAAGACGUCUCUGAUCCGGCGCUUCCUGGACGACUCAUUCGAGACCAAACACAGACGCACGGUGGAGGAGCUUCACAGCAAAGAGUACGAGUUCUCGGGCGUCAAGGUGAAGGUGGAGAUCCUGGACACGAGCGGCAGCUACGCCUUCCCGGCCAUGCGCAAGCUUUCCAUCCGCAACAGCGACGCCUUCGCGCUCGUCUACUCCAUCGAUGACGCCGAGUCUCUGGAGACGGUCAAGAAUCUGCGUGACGAGAUCCUGGAGGUCAAGGAGGACAAGCUGACGCCCAUCUUGGUGGUCGGGAACAAGAGCGACCGAGACGAGUGCAGGCAGGUGAACUCCGAAGACGUCCUGGCUAUGGUGGAGCUGGACUGGAACAACAACUACCUGGAGGCAUCAGCCAAGGAGAAUGAGCAUGUCGUGGAGGUGUUCAGGGAACUCCUCCAGCAAACCAACCUGCCUAGACGGCUGAGCCCAGCACUGAGACGGCGCCGAGAGACAUUUCCUAAAGACGCAGGAUUCAGGCCUCCAAUGAAUAAAACCAACAGCUGCACGGUGUCCUAACAUCACACAUGUCCAGGACCUCGUUUUUCUCCAGGAGGAAACAUCUGCAAGACAUCUGCAACACCUCCAUACCCCUCCCACUCGCUCUCUCUCUCUCUCUCUCUCUCUCUUACUCGUCUUGAUCUUCUCAGCAUCGUUCUUUCAGACAGGACAGAAAAACGACCCAGAUUGUGAACAGGUGAAAACAGGAAAAAACACUGAGCAAAGACUACACUACCCAGAAUUCCUCUCUGCCUCCUGACCACAGGUGAGAGAGGAAAACAAGAGAAUAAAUCUAGGUAAAGAACUGAACUUAAAGACUCUUAAAUGUGUUUUGUGCUGCUCCAGAAAAGACGUGUGAUCAAUGUGUGAAUAACGUUUUGUGUAUUUUUAUUUGUGUUGUUUGUCUCUUGCCAUAUUGAUGCAUAAAAAUGCGGUUCUUCCUGCGCAGACAGAGGCUCCUACAAAUCAACUGAUAAUCAGCGGUAUAAAGACUUAUUGACACAUUGCAGCAAAAGUUUUGGCACCCCGGAUAAACAUAUUCGACAUAUUAUAUAUUAAUAUCACAUAUUUUAUAUACGUACAAAUGAUCUAUGUUUUAAGACUGUUAUCGUUAUUAUGUUUACGCGAGAUAGAAGUAUAAAAGUGUGUCAAAAAACAAACCCUGUGCUGUCCACCAUUUGAUGAAGUUGUUGUUUUUGCACUAUUUUUUAAAGCAUAUGUAAAAUGUUCGUGUCUGUAUUUUUGUUUAGUUUUUUUUUACAUGAACUGUACAUGCAGGUAUGAAUGUGUUUUCAAGAAGAAAUAAACUCCUGAAAGUGUU